UCAGAACACAGCAACAUACAUACAUUAACCAUAAAAAAAAGUUCACCCCUUCCAAUCUCUAACGCUAUUUCACAAUUCUCCAAUGGCGGCGACCCUGACCCGCCUCUCAAAGCCCUACUCAUCAUCAUUCUCACACUUUAGAAGAUUCGUAUCUUCUUCUUCUUCUUCUUCAGCCGCCGCCAUUUCAUCCGAGACCACCAAUCCUCCUUCUUCUCCUUUCACUUUCAACAACACCACUGCUCUAAGCCGCAAAGAUCCAAAGGACAGAAAUGUCCAGUGGGUUUUCCUCGGCUGCCCCGGCGUCGGCAAAGGCACCUACGCCAGCCGCCUCUCUUCCCUCCUCGGCGUCCCCCACAUCGCCACCGGCGAUCUCGUCCGCGAAGAACUCGCCUCCUCUGGCCCUCUCUCUCAUCAGCUAACAGAGAUUGUUAACCAAGGUAAAUUGGUUUCGGAUGAAAUUAUAAUAAGCUUAUUGUCAAAGAGGCUGGAGGCUGGGGAAACUAAAGGUGAAUCGGGAUUUAUUCUUGAUGGUUUCCCGCGAACAAUAAGACAAGCGGAAAUAUUGGAAGGGGUUACUGACAUUGACUUGGUGGUCAAUCUGAAGCUUCGGGAAGAUGUAUUGCUUGAGAAAUGUCUUGGAAGAAGAAUUUGCAGCGAGUGUGGGAAGAAUUUCAAUGUGGCCUCCAUCAAUGUCAAGGGUGAAAAUGGGAAUCCUGGUAUGAGCAUGGCUCCACUUCUUCCCCCUUCACACUGUAUGUCAAAGCUCGUUACUCGGUCAGAUGAUACCGAAACAGUAGUAACAGAACGGCUGCGUAUAUACAAUGAAAAGAGUCAGCCUGUGGAGGAAUUUUAUCGUAGUCGAGGAAAAAUAUUGGAGUUUGAUCUGCCAGGAGGGAUCCCAGCUUCCUGGCCAAAAUUGCUGGAAGCUCUCAAUCUUGAUGACUAUGAGGAGAAGCAGUCCGCUGCAGCAUAAGCUGUUUUACUGUACCUUUGAAGCUGGCCGAGCUGGUUGGCUCUAGUAUUGCCAAGCAGUAAGUUACACAGCUGCAUACAUUGAAUCAGGGCACAUUACCAGCUCUUGACUGCAAGAGUUUGAGCAGUGCGAGAUAGAUUGUGCUGCACAUUUUUACCUAUUUAAAACCUUCUCAAGUUGAUUUGAUACUGUACAUUUUACCUAUUUAAAUCCUUGUCAAAGUCGAUUUGAAAAUUGGAAUAUAUACCACAGAAAUUAAGUGCAUAAAAUGAAAGCUUAUUUCAUCAUCAA
Quercus robur (English oak) is the source of this 1264-nucleotide messenger RNA. Its product is annotated as adenylate kinase 1, chloroplastic. Gene Ontology annotation, biological process: nucleobase-containing compound metabolic process. Gene Ontology annotation, molecular function: AMP kinase activity; ATP binding. The record is from RefSeq and is a predicted model, not a curated record. Lineage: Eukaryota; Viridiplantae; Streptophyta; Magnoliopsida; Fagales; Fagaceae. Gene Ontology annotation, cellular component: mitochondrion; cytoplasm. The transcript has 5 exons. Bases 83 to 973 code for a protein of 296 amino acids.